AUCUCACAUGACAUUUCUCCACGUUGUUGAAGCUCUGUUUUCUGGACGGUAACAGUGAUAUGGGCAGUAACAACUGGAUCCAUCCACCACCUGACUCAACCGGUGGAAGGUGUAUCUUAUAGUUCUGAGACUGGCCCCGAAGCAUACUUGAAAAGGAUAACCAAGACCAGAAAAGAUGGAGAUGCUCAACUUCACCAACUACUCCAACCUCAGCUCCGACAAUGGAAGCAGCAGUCUCUUCUCUAGGAGUCCCUACAAAACGGUAGAGAUCGUCCUCAUCAUCCUGGUGGCCGGGUCACUCAGCCUCGUCACCAUCAUUGGCAACAUCCUGGUUAUGCUCUCCAUAAAGGUCAAUAGGAACCUCCAGACUGUCAACAACUAUUUCCUGUUCAGCCUAGCCUGUGCUGACCUCAUCAUUGGCCUGUGUUCCAUGAACCUCUACACCGUCUACAUUGUGAUUGGACACUGGCCCUUAGGCCCAGUCAUGUGCGACCUGUGGUUGGCCAUUGAUUACGUGGUCAGCAACGCCUCGGUUAUGAACCUCCUCAUCAUCAGCUUCGACCGCUACUUCUGCAUCACCAAGCCUCUCAGCUAUCCGGUGCGCCGCAGCACCACGAUGGCGGGGAUGAUGAUUGCGGCGGCCUGGGUGCUGUCAUUCGUACUAUGGGCCCCUGCCAUCUUGUUCUGGCAGUUCAUCGUGGGUGGGCGGACGGUGCCGCCUGGCGAGUGCUACAUCCAGUUCUUCUCCAACGCAACGGUGACAUUUGGCACAGCCAUCGCAGCCUUCUACCUGCCUGUGGCCAUCAUGAUCAGCCUCUACUGGCGCAUAUCCAGGGCCAGCCGCAGCCGGGUACGGAGGAACAGCAGGAAACCUUCAGGGAAUAGCCUGGGAGAAGGCCCAUCGCAGAGCCAGGAGGAUGGGUUCAGGGCCCAGCCCAACGACUGCACUGUGACUGGGGAGGAGGAGGAGGAGGAAGGUGGGGAUGGAGAGAAGGCCGGGGAGGGGGUCCAGCAGAAGAAUGGCAGGGAGCCCUGCAGAGGGUAUGGGCCAGACAAAGAUAGCUCUACCACAACAUCCAAUCAAAGGGAAGAGCCUGGCCUAUCACAGAAGGGGUCAAACGGUGAGGCCAAACCCAGCCAGACGCGGUGUUGCUCUCAGAACCAGGCCACAUGCUGCGGGCCCAAACUCUCCUGUAUCAGAAGCAACCCCUGGCCUGAGGGAGAGACAUACACAGCCACGCACAGCAACACAGAUUCCACCCCUGCCACAGAGAAACACAGCCUGGUGACACGGACGCUGUUAAAGGUGACCAAGAGGAACUCCAAGCAGAGCUCCAAGAGGAAGACGAAGAAGAGGAAGGGCCCUCCGUCUCGGGAGAAGAAGGUGACGCGCACCAUCAUGGCCAUUCUGGUGGCAUUCGUGGCCACGUGGACGCCAUACAAUGUGAUGGUGCUCAUCAACACCUUCUACUCCAGCUGCAUCCCCAACUCGCUGUGGACCUUUGGCUACUGGCUGUGCUACAUCAACAGCACCGUCAACCCGGCCUGCUACGCCCUGUGCAACACCACCUUCAAGAACACCUUCAGACAGCUGCUGCUCUGCCAGUACAGGAACAUACGCACAAUGAGGUCAUGAGGACCAGGGGGUCAGGGGUCAUGGCUGGGAAGCUGCUGUCUUCAUUCACUCAGAUACUCACAGAUCUGAUAGGACUGGAUAGGUGAAAGUAGGUGAAGCUAUUGUUUAGGCCUACCCAGUCGUCUUUGAUCCGUGCAGGGGGCUGAACCAGGGCAGAAGGAAGAGGGGAGACAACUUCUUAGAAUGAAAUGCAGCUCAGAUGUGUAUCGAUGUUGGUUGUGGUUUUACAUGAGUAGGUUCCAAAUUAGACUGCUAUUCUCAUGAAACAUUUGGUUUCAACAUGGUGGCUAAACUCUGUUUACAUAAUGACUAUCUAUGUUAUGUUUUGGGUAUGUGACACACAUGUCUACUCCAUGGUAUGUAUUUGGAUGUCUCUGGUAUGUCUGGGUGAUUCUGUCUUACGUCUUGUGAUUGCUUGUUGUUCAGCGCUUGUUUGCUGUUUGCUACACAGGUGCAGUGGCAGAGGUUUGCUCGGAGCUGUUUCUGCACUGUUCAGACACUUAAGGUUGAUAUACUAUGACACAUGGUUAUAGAUGUUCCCCUAUGUAAGUAUAAAUUAGGUUUAGCUUGUUCAAAUAAGAUAGUAUUCUGAGAAAGAACAUAAAAACACCAGUACUGUCGAUAUAUAUCUAGGAGAAGAAGAGGAAAGAGAGAGAAGAGAGGAAGAAGACUGAGAAUUUCCCGCACUACCAAAAGCAACAGUUUCAGAGAAACAUAAGACUGUACAAAUACACCUGUAAAUAUACAUACACACUAUAUAUACAAAAGUAUGUCGACAACCCU
Molecule: messenger RNA, 2419 nt
Organism: Coregonus clupeaformis (lake whitefish)
Lineage: Eukaryota; Metazoa; Chordata; Actinopteri; Salmoniformes; Salmonidae
Product: muscarinic acetylcholine receptor M2-like
Exons: 4
Coding region: 176-1636 (486 amino acids)
Biological process (GO): adenylate cyclase-activating adrenergic receptor signaling pathway
Cellular component (GO): plasma membrane
Molecular function (GO): G protein-coupled acetylcholine receptor activity
Source: RefSeq, a predicted model, not a curated record